AGUAAAAGAAUGAACUCUUUGCUCCAGCAGUGACUGAUGUACUGCAGAAAUUUUUAAAUGGUUCCAGAUGAUCCUGAUGUGCCAGACAGAGACAGCUCUACAGAAUGCAGCAUCCUUGCUUGAUGCUGUUACUUAUUUUACAUCAGGCUCCAAAAGUCACAGGAUCCUCAGAACAGCUGUUUGCAGCUACAGGAUCUUCAGUGCUGCUCACCUUCAAUAAUAUCUCAGAGAUCAUAGGGUUCCUGCAGUGGGAGUAUAAAAAAGGCCCGACACAGGAAGGAAUUGUAGAUUACUUCAAGUUAGAUUCAAAAAUAGUGAUCUAUGAUCACUAUGAGGGCAGAGUACAAUUCCAUACAUCCAAUGGCUCCCUUGAGCUGAGAAACGCACAAGUGAAUGACAGCGGUACUUACGUGGUCACGGUCAACUUAAAGAAGAACUUAGUAAGAGAAAUAUUACUCCUAGUUAUAGACCCCGUGUCCAAACCUGGCUUACAGACAGAUUCAACACUGGCUGAUACACCUAUCCAAUUAUCUUGUGUGGUGGAGCAUCUUGGCACAGUAAAAGAUAUUGUUUGGAAGAAAAAUGGGCAGCUGCUUCACCCAGAUUGUCAUUAUGUGUUUUCUGAAGACUUCAGAGUUUUGCAAAUACAGAACGGGCAGAAAUCAGAUUGUGGCUCCUACUCCUGCAAUGUCAGCAACGAAGUAAGCUGGGAUGAAGCCUCCCUGGAUUUGGUCAUUGAUGGUUUGAAACCUUUUCUGAAGCAAGCACAGAAAAUCUCUGCCGCUGCUAGCUUCUUGGCAUGGGCUGCCACACUGGAUCUCCUUGUUCUGUACUACCUAUCAGGAAAAAAAAGAGUUGGAGUAAUGUCUUGGAGGUGGCCUUGUGUAGGCUUUCUUCUGCUGCUAUUUGGAUCUUGUCUUCUUCUGGCCGUUGCCAGUGGUCUCUGGAUACAAGAGGAAGGCAUCUCUCUGGUCUUUCUUCUAAUGCUUUUCCUUGUCAUGGGAAUCAUUGUAAUGUUAUUAGUAGCUGUGAUCUUGGCACUUUCCCCAGUCAUGCUGCAGGCAUUUAAAGCAAAACCAUGGACCCAUACUGUCUUGGACACCACUCUUCUGGGAGGAAUGGUGCUAAACGUGCUGUUCAACAGCCUGCUGCUGCGGGACAUUCAGCAUCAGCAAAGAAAAGGAUGCUCACCUGAUUUUGACUGGACAGCAGCAACAGUUAUCGUAUCUGUUGUUUCUCUCUCUGUGUUUCUAGUCGUCUUUGUGUGGUAUCAACGGGAAAUAAAAUACCAAGAAGCACCAGAAAAAAAGCUGCAAGCUGAAGGGCAUCAGAAAUUAACGAAUUGCAAAAAUGAAGAACACGAGGCACAGCUUUGAUAGAUGCAGCCUGCACAGCGCCUGCUUGCACCAUAAAUGUUCUCCAGGAGAAGCGAUUCCUCCUUGCUGCAACUGGCUCCUGCCCCCUCGCAGCCAUCAGCACCAGAAUUCAUGCACCAGAGACCUGAAAAGAUCCAACUGAGACUCAUCCUGGCCAAAAAAAAAAAAAUAUACAACCAAGAAUCAGCGACUUAAAAUGCUUUUGUUCAUCGGCCAUUAGCAUAAAUGCUGCAACCCCCACAAAAGAAGAGGCAGGAAUGAGUGACGUGGGAAAGAAGGGGCUGCUCAGUGCACCUUAUGCUGAACUGAAGCAAUGAAGAUGCUGAGGGGAAGUGAGGAAUGUCGGUCUGUAACACCUCCUGCCCCUUUCAUCACACUGACUCUGGUAUUCACGAAACUCUAAUUUCGGUUUACUCGGCUCAUUAAUCUAGGAGAAAACUAGCCAUUUCUUUUUUUUACUGGCUCAGUUUUCUGAUCGGUUAGUGAGAUGAAUCUGCUCAAGGACCAGUUUAGACAGAUCCAGAACAAGAUACAGUGCAGGAACAUACAUCUCCCCCUCCACUCAGCCUACUCAUCGCCACUUUGUCCUCUAGCUUCAAGGGACCAAUUUAUGUGUAUAUAUUCACAAAAGUACUUUUUCUGUCCCAAAAUUGGGUUCUGUCACAACACUUUGAUAACUUGCAUCCUACUGAUUUUUUGUAAUCUUUUUUUUAUGUCUUUUUUA
Messenger RNA from Rhea pennata, 2100 nucleotides. Its product is annotated as natural killer cell receptor 2B4-like. Lineage: Eukaryota; Metazoa; Chordata; Aves; Rheiformes; Rheidae. The transcript is spliced from 12 exons. The record is from RefSeq and is a predicted model, not a curated record. Bases 105 to 1376 code for a protein of 423 amino acids.